Molecule: messenger RNA, 1179 nt
Organism: Pelagomonas calceolata
Lineage: Eukaryota; Pelagophyceae; Pelagomonadales; Pelagomonadaceae
Source: the annotation of a GenBank genome assembly
CUGCAGCAUCGAAUUGUUUUAGCCUGAGUCUGCACAAAAUCGUUCAACCGGCGCUGGAGAAGACGUUUCACGGUCCAUACAUAUACCCACGCAACGGCUGAUGCGAAGAGCCGCUCGAAAUCCGUGCGCGCGCGGCCGUAAACGCUGGAUGUCUGUCAUGGAACCCAGCUAGCUCCCUGCCGCAUAUGGCCCCUUUUGCGCUGAGCGAGGGUCGGCCCAUGCCUCAGCGCCGGCGCCGGCGCCCGCGCUGGCCGUCGCUGAGGCCGCGGGCGUCUGUCCAGGGCUUUUGGCCCUGCGUCGGCGUUCUUCCCGACUCGGGGCCGCGGCUAGGCGUCGGCCCCGGCGCCGGCGCGGGCGUUGGGCUCAGGUGACGGCCAGGCAUCUGCGCCGUCGACGGGCAUCGCGGCACGCGUAUACACACGACGCCCAAGCCGAAACGCCGAGCGCCGCCUAACCCGUCUCAACGCAGGUGUAGCGAAACGAUGCAGGGCCUCACGCUGGCUCUCGCGCUGACGGGCGCCUCGGCGCUCGUCGCGCCGGCGGCGCCGCGGGCAGCGACCGCGCUCAAGGCCGCCGACGAGGUGUUCGACUACUCGUCCAUCGCGGGCGGCGAGUCCGGGUUGGGCGGCCGCUACGACUUCGACCCCAUGAACUUCGCGGGCCGCUACCCGGGCAUGGUCCCGUGGUUCCGCGAGGCCGAGCUCAAGCACGGCCGCAUGUGCAUGCUCGCGUCGAUCGGCAUGGUCGUGCCCGCGUUCGUGCGCGUGCCGGGCGAGCAGUUCCAGGGCUCCUACACGGGCUGGGAGGCGCACGACCGGCUCGUCGCGUCCGGCGCGAUGGGCCAGAUCCUCCUCUUCGUCGGCCUCUUCGAGACGCUCGCGGGCAUCCCGGCCUGCGUCGCGACGAUGAACGGCGACCGCGAGCCCGGGGACUUCGAGUUCGGCGGCAUCUUCAAGCCCACGGACCCGGUCCAGCUGCGCCGCAAGCAGAACGCCGAGCUGAAGAACGGCCGCCUCGCGAUGCUCGCCUUCUCGGGCCAGGUCACGCAGGCCGUCCUCACGGGCCACGACGCGCCGUUCCUCUACUAGAUCCUGGAUGUUGGGUCUGAAUUUCUUAUGGCCGGCGGGCCGCGUUUCCCCCCGUGCGUGGGGAUCUGGUGUUUAAGGACUGGAUAGUCUA